AUGGUAAGAUUCAGCAAUGACCACGUAAAUGAAACUAAUUGCUUGCACCUAUGUACUCUCAGGGGAGAAUCUCGUAUCCAGGUGACAUUCCAGGUUGAUGCUGAUGGAAUCUUAAAGGUGACUGCCAAACCAAAAGCAACCAAGUAUUCUACAUCACUCACCAUUUCCAGCUACAAAGGUAAUUUGAGUUCAAGGGAGAUCGACAGAAUGAUAAGAGAGGCAAGGAAGAUGGCUGAGCGGGACAGGAAGGAGAAGUCACGUAUUGAAGAGAGGAACCGCUUGGAGGAAAAGAUUUAUGAUUUGAACAAGGCACUGGAGAAGGUUUAUAUGUAUGGCGGGGCCGAGAUUAAACGUGCGUUGAGGGAUGCUUCUGAGUGGUUGGACGAGAACGAGGAUGCAUGCAUGCAAGAGUACGAGGACAAAAGACUGGAAUUGGGUUACAUAUGGGAUCGUGCUAAUGAUGAUGAUGAUGAUUGGUAUUCUGAUUAA
Messenger RNA from Linum trigynum, 489 nucleotides. The record is from the annotation of a GenBank genome assembly. NCBI's taxonomy places the organism in Eukaryota, Viridiplantae, Streptophyta, Magnoliopsida, Malpighiales, Linaceae.